Molecule: messenger RNA, 633 nt
Organism: Monascus purpureus
Lineage: Eukaryota; Fungi; Ascomycota; Eurotiomycetes; Eurotiales; Aspergillaceae
Source: the annotation of a GenBank genome assembly
AUGAUGGACAUUAUCCAAAUCGGCAACGAUGCCAUAAUGGUUGCCGACCAUUACCUGGGGACCUCGGUUGAUGAUUGCCUUUGGGGUGUGAGAUCCAAUUCCUUCAUUGCAGCAGUCGUGGUAUUCCUUAGAAAUGAUAAUCCAACGCCUUCUGGUAGCGAACAGCCAUUCGCAUUUAAUGCAUAUCUAGCGCAAGAGAGCUGGGCAAUCACCGCGAUAGCCGUAUAUACUUCUGAUGACUCGAAUCAUGCAGCCUUUGCAGACGAAGCCAUCAAGAUCUCUUCUCCGUUAGAUUUUACUGAUACAGGGAAGCUUGUUGACAUAUGCAAACGGAAAUCAAUUGAUGCUGUCCAUCCAGGCUAUGGAUUUCUUUCUGAGAAUUCCGAAUUUGCGCGUGCGCUUGAGCAGGAUGGUAUCACCUUCGUGGGACCAACACCGGACAUUCUCUCUUGCUUAGGCGACAAGACAGCAGCGAGGGCUAUGGCAGAAUCCUGUGACGCUGCCCAUUUCGUUGCCUCCGUGGGUUACCCUGUGAUGGUCAAAGCCGUGGAUGGUGCUGGCGGUCGAGGAAUCAGGUUGAUCACAGGGCCAGGAGCGCUUCAGAAUGGCUUUGCUAGGUGGGAGAUGCGGUAG